AUGGUACUUCAACUUAUCGGAGCUCCCACAUCUUGGAAUACCUUGCGUGCACGUCACGUCCUCUUUGAAAAGGGGCUUGUUGAUGAUGUCGAGCUUGUCGAUCUGAGCGUGGAGAAUGGUGAUCAGAAGAAACCGGAGCACGUGGCCAAGAAUCCAUACGGCAAGGUCCCGGUACUAAUUGAUGGGGAUUUCACUUUGUUCGAGUCGUCUAACCCUAGCGAUCUCGGGCUGUUUGCGCAAGCUGCCUCCAUAGAACUGACACAGUUCGAUAAUCUUGCGGAGCCAUUUGUCCUCAAGCUUGUCAUUGCUAAAUUUCAAGGAAAACCUGUCCCUAAGAAUGAAGUCUCGAGCGCAUUGGCUGAUCUAGCACCAAAGCUUGACACACUCGACGGCAUCAUUUCAAAUCAGAGCUACAUAGCUGGGGAGCAGUUCUCCUUGGCCGAUGCCUUCUAUAUGCCUCUUGUGCAUUUGCUUAUAGGAUUAGGCUUUCAGGGCUUGAUCUUCGAGAGACCAAAUUUGGAGAAAUGGUGGAAGACUGUCAGUCAACGUGAGGCGUGGCAGAGAGCCGUUGAGCCCUUCAACAAAGUGUACGGAUUCUAG
This is a messenger RNA of Penicillium daleae, 600 nucleotides long. Its product is annotated as glutathione S-transferase family protein. The record is from RefSeq and is a predicted model, not a curated record. Gene Ontology annotation, cellular component: cytoplasm. Gene Ontology annotation, molecular function: glutathione transferase activity; glutathione binding. Bases 1 to 600 code for a protein of 199 amino acids. Lineage: Eukaryota; Fungi; Ascomycota; Eurotiomycetes; Eurotiales; Aspergillaceae. The transcript is spliced from 4 exons.